AAUGAGAAAAAGAAGGGAAGACAAAGAAGAGAAAAACAAGCAAAUUAGGAAAGCAACUAGCAUAAUUUUUACUUUAAUUUAAUACACUAAAAAGUAGUCUAAAUAAAUAAAGUUCAAAAUCAGCAUAAACAGCAAGUUGGGCAACUCAGAGCCAGAAAGAACACACCAAAGAAGGGAGAGCAACCCCACUUUCCACACACACAGGGCCAAUUUUCUCCAACGUCUCCCUUCUCUUCUCUGUGUUCUUCCUUCCUUUCCACCCUCCUGAAUCUUCUCUUCUUUCUCCAGAUCCAGCUGUUACAAAACUGACAGAACUGGGUAGCUUGAGCAUUACUUGUUCUACUCGGAUCUGCUGAGGUUGGAAAUUUAGUUGAUUUUGAGCCAUAUCUUGUUAUUGAAGUUGAGUUUCAUUGUCAAAAUUUAACCUUUAGGAAUUAAAGAGUGGUUCUUUCUUUAGUUUGAAUUUUGACCUUGAGUUUGGUUUGUUUACUGGGGUAGUUGAGAAACUUCAACAUAAGAUUGUAGUUUAGUGUACACCUUUUUCUUGGGGAAGGUAGUGAGGAAACUCGGCGAAAAUUUGACCGAGUUUACACAAAAGCAACUUGGUCUUCUACUAUAGUUUUGCUUUAGUUUUGGUUCUGGAUUUCUGGGUUUUGGAAUGGCUGUAGGAAAGAACAACAGUAACGCCGGACAAUUAACUAAACCAUGCCAUUGUUUCAAGGUGGCAAACUUGAAGGAACCUAUUUUAGAUGCGAGUGAAACAUCUGAUUUAAAAGACCGUUAUGUUUUGGGUGAUCAAUUAGGUUGGGGGCAAUUUGGUGUGAUCCGAGCAUGUGCUGAUAAGUUAACAGGAGAAAUACUAGCGUGCAAGUCAAUUGCCAAAGAUAGACUUGUAACACAAGAUGAUGUUCGAAGUGUGAAGCUUGAAAUUGAGAUUAUGAGCAAAUUAUCAGGUCAUCCUCACGUGGUUGGUUUAAAAGCGGUUUAUGAGGAAGAAGCUUAUGUUCAUUUGGUGAUGGAGCUUUGUGCGGGUGGGGAGUUGUUUCAUCGAUUAGAGAAACAAGGAAGUUAUUCCGAGUUUCAAGCCAAGAUCAUAUUUCGGCAUCUAAUGCAAGUUGUGUUGUAUUGUCAUGACAAUGGGGUUGUCCAUAGAGAUUUGAAGCCCGAGAAUAUUCUUUUGGCAACCAAGUCAUCUUCUUCACCAAUAAAGUUAGCUGAUUUCGGUCUUGCUACUUAUAUCAAGCCAGGGCAGAGUUUGCAUGGGACAGUGGGGAGUCCAUUCUAUAUAGCUCCUGAAGUUCUGUCUGGAGGUUACACCGAAGCUGCUGAUGUAUGGAGUGCUGGUGUAAUUCUGUAUAUUCUUUUGAGUGCUAUGCCGCCAUUUUGGGGGAAGACAAAGUCAAUGAUAUUUGAUGCAGUUCGUGCAGCUGAUUUGCGCUUCCCAUCUGAACCUUGGGAUGGGAUAUCAAAAUCUGCCCAGGAACUUAUCAAGAAAAUGCUUUGCGUAGAUCCUUUGAAACGUUUGACAGCCGAUCAAGUUUUAGCUCACUCGUGGAUGGAAGAGGUUUCUUCAGCUACCGAAGACUCGCAUGAAAACGACGUUUCUUGCUCCGAGCGUUUAAAAACCCGAGAUAGCUCAUUUUCAGCUACAUGUGUAGCCCGGGAACGUGAUAUAAGCUUUGGAUCUGGAUCCGCGGUAAACUGUGAACCUCAAUCACCAACAUUUACGUGCAGAUCAUCUUUCUCAGCAUUUUUCGUGGAGCCAUCUACUCCCACUCUCGUGUCAAGUGGAUUCUCUUUCCGUAGCAGUGGUGAUUUCUCUGCUAUUGGGUUUGCUUCUCCCAUUCCUUCCAUGCCUAGCUUCUCAUUUUUCAGCCCUAGCUCAAUAGUUGAGGAACACGGUGUUAUUUCGAGCAAUAUAGGCACCGACAAAAUUCAUACAGGAGGGGUUGACUCAGAGAAACAAUCUGAAUCACCCGGUUCUUCCCUCAGCUCAUUAUUUGAUACCCGGGACCCGGAUCAGAAAUCAGCAGACGUUAAGAGGAGCGGAGGAACGGGCUUGAGAAUUUUCGGUAUCCACAACAAAAGAAACAGAACGAUUGGGCUUGGAGAAUUCGACCAGCUUGAUUUCGUAGUGACAGAAUCAGUUAUCCGUUGGGCGUCUUGCACACACCUACCUACCGCCUCAUCACUCAGGUCUUCUCUUGUAUGCUAAAUGGUAAUGGUAAUCCCGGGUUAGUGAUGGUAAUCUCAGGUUAAUGAUGGUAAUCCCAGGUUUACCUGCUGUUGUUGUACAAGAUUAAUUUACAAAGGGGUUUAAGUUGCGUGCGCGUAUUGUUGGUGAUGGUAAUCCCAAUUUAGUGAGCUAAUGUUAGUGAAUAGAUUGCAGUGAAUCUGCACAAAUAGUAGCAGAUUCAUUCUUCUUCAAAAUGUGUAAAUCAUGGAUUUUGAAGGUGUUGAUUUCGCGAACUUUUUUCAGGUUUCUCCUCAUAAUUUUACAGAUAUAUAGGAAGGUUUUUUCGUGUGUUCUUAGUACUA
Spinacia oleracea (spinach) is the source of this 2538-nucleotide messenger RNA. RefSeq names its product calcium-dependent protein kinase 26. Gene Ontology annotation, molecular function: ATP binding; protein kinase activity. The transcript is spliced from 5 exons. Lineage: Eukaryota; Viridiplantae; Streptophyta; Magnoliopsida; Caryophyllales; Amaranthaceae. The record is from RefSeq and is a predicted model, not a curated record. The coding region runs from base 659 to 2215 and encodes 518 amino acids. Gene Ontology annotation, biological process: protein phosphorylation.